Molecule: messenger RNA, 1853 nt
Organism: Procambarus clarkii (red swamp crayfish)
Lineage: Eukaryota; Metazoa; Arthropoda; Malacostraca; Decapoda; Cambaridae
Molecular function (GO): 2 iron, 2 sulfur cluster binding
Source: RefSeq, a predicted model, not a curated record
UUCAACUUAACAGCCAUAUACUUGGCAAGAACGCCGCCCGCCAGUGUAAAUGUCUGUCAAUCGGGUCAACCCAAGUAUUGCGUUUCCAAAAGGGUCGCCCAUGUUGGAAUCUGUGAACGCCCUGAAAAAUUUAAGCCCUAGUGACAUCCCCUUUAACUCAAAAACAGCAACAACAACGGAGCGUGAUGUCGUGUGUGCUUUCACCUACCUUGGUCGCCACUCAACAUGAGUUCUCAAGGAGAAACGUAUUAUUUUAAAGUUGAGAAUGUCACAAUUUAUGACUUGUUUGAUUGGGCUCUUGAAAGACAGGAUUCUGGUGAGAUUGUUGUGUCUCGGAAAAUGGUCAAUUGGGAGAAUAGGGUGUCAAGAUCACCAAGCCGCAAAGCAACCCUGAGAACUGGCUGCCUGGUGAAGGUAAAUGAGCAAGAAGUAGCACUUUUCCGCCUUGGUGACAUCGUUUAUGCCAUAUCUGAGCAUUGUCCUCAUUCAGGGGGACCCCUUCACAUAGGAGAUAUAGAGGCACUCCCUGACCGCUCACUGUGUGUCAGGUGUCCAUAUCAUGGAUGGAAAUUUAACCUUGUGACAGGCAAGUGUCACCAUCCAAAGACACGCCAGGAUUUAUCUGCAAUGGUUUAUCCAGUGAAAGUCAACCCACAAAAUGGAGAAAUAGCUAUUGGAUUCAAUGAAUUUAAUCCAUUUUAUUUCAAAACACCUCUUGCUUGAUGCCAUUAUUUGGUGUAGUCCAUGCUCCAAAGACCAGAUUUUUUAUUGACAAUCUGUAAGUAAUUAGUUUCUUUUGAUAGCGUUAAGGUAGUUUGAAUACCUAUCGAGGAAUAAUAACAUGCAUCAAAAGUUUAUACAGUACAGUACAGUAAUCUAAUAAUACAAUUUUAAUUUAGGAUGGCAAACAUGAGGUGACCAGAGGCAAAGCUUUGACAUAAUGAUUCUACUUGUGAUUCAUACAGGUGUAAUUAUGCAAUAUAUGGAUUAUGAAUUUCACAGAUAUAGUUUGCAGGGGAAUCUUUUUACAGCAAUGUGGUGGGACUGAACUCUUGUCUCUGGCUACCCUAGAGAGGUACAUUACCAAGGAGGACAGAGGCACGAGUUUUAUCCCACAAUAUUGCUUCAACAUUUAUCAUGCUUUGAUGAAUUGUUGGCAUCUCUUUUUAUCCAUUACUCCAAAUGUGAGUUAUGACAUGCAAAGUCUUCUCCAAACACAUGAGUCAUUAUGUCUUCAAGUGUUCGGAGCUCUGCAGUAGCAUCUUAAAACAAUCUCUCUUGUGGUUCAGCUGUGUUAGAAGUGAAUUUGUUUGUUUGCUGCCACCUAGACAACAAAUCUGGAAAGAAUUAGGUUUGCUCAGGGAGCUGAUGUACACAAGGUGGUGUGUGAAGAGCACCAAGAAGGAAGACCAGUGCAUAAAAUCUGGGGAAAAUGAUUAGGAAGAUAAUUCCUUUCAAACAAGCUUGACAUGUCCAGUAAUGGUUUAAAUGAGUGAGUAAUGGUCAUGGUUUAGUGAAUGUGAGUAAUAAUGAUGGUUUAGUGUGAGAGUAACAGCAAUGGUUCCAAGUGAAUAUGAGUAACUAAUGGAGUAAAGUGAAUGUUGGCAAAGUAAGAAUGUUAGUGAAUGAAGACAGCUGAACCUAUCAUAGACAAUCUCUGCCUCUUCCAUGACAAUGCUUCAAUGGGUAACUCGGCUCUGGUUUUCUUCCAAGCUUGAGUCUUUUAUUGUUCAUUUCACCAAAGCAGUAAGGAAACUUAAGAUGACAUUUUUAUAUGCAUACAUUACAUGUAUACUGUACAUCAUUAUUGUGCAUUCCACUUUUGUAGGAUGGAAAAUAAAUACAAUUUGACA